CAGAGCCAACGCCGGCCAGAGCCAAAAACGGUCGCGUUUCUUUCCUCCCGGUUGUGCUUGAGCCUGUAGUUUUUUCACCCCUGGAAUCUUUCUUGUGCUGCGAGUGUUGCCCUCUGCGCUUUUACUGACCGGCCAGUGCGUCAUCAUGGCACGGGGAACGAGCGCCGGGUUUGACCGUCACAUCACAAUCUUCUCUCCCGAAGGAAGGCUGUACCAAGUAGAGUAUGCUUUCAAGGCCAUCAACCAGGGGGCUCUUACAUCCAUCGGAGUCAAGGGUGUCGACACAGCCGUGGUGGUCACACAGAAGAAAGUGCCGGACAAGCUGCUGGAGCCGUCCAGCGUGACUCACCUGUACCAGCUGACUGAGGGCAUCGGUUGUGUCAUGACAGGAGUGGUGGCCGACGGCCAGUCCCAAGUGCAGCGAGCCCGCUACGAGGCAGCCAACUGGAAACACAAGUAUGGCUAUCCGAUCCCGGUCGAGAUGCUGUGUCGCCGCGUGGCCGACAUUUCUCAGGUGUACACGCAAAACGCUGAAAUGAGGCCCCUCGGCUGCAGUAUGAUGCUGAUUGCCUACGAUCCCGAGCAUGGGCCGCAGCUCUACAAGGCAGAUCCGGCAGGAUACUACUGCGGUUACCGGGCCACUAGUGUUGGCGUCAAGCAGACGGAAGCCAACAGCUACCUCGAGAAGAAGUUCAAGAAACGCCAAGACUACAACUCCAGCGAGACCAUACAGCUUGCCCUGAGUGCCCUGUCGAGCGUUCUGUCGGCCGAUCUGAAGCCAUCCGAGCUGGAGGUGGGCGUGGUGUCCAAGGAGAACCCAAAAUUCCGCGUGCUCACCGAGCAAGAGGUGGACGCACACCUGAUCGCCAUUGCCGAGAGGGAGUGAAGAGUUUCAAUAAAAAAAAGAUGUCCAGUUCAUUAAA
Molecule: messenger RNA, 923 nt
Organism: Rhipicephalus sanguineus (brown dog tick)
Lineage: Eukaryota; Metazoa; Arthropoda; Arachnida; Ixodida; Ixodidae
Product: proteasome subunit alpha type-6
Exons: 7
Coding region: 146-886 (246 amino acids)
Biological process (GO): ubiquitin-dependent protein catabolic process
Cellular component (GO): proteasome core complex; nucleus; cytosol
Source: RefSeq, a predicted model, not a curated record